AACCAAAUACGUAGCUUCUCAAAACCUAGAAAUUGGACCAGAAAAGAUCCACUCUCCACAAAACAAGCCCAUUAGCUCAAUCUCACGCUAAAAACCCUAAUUCUGAGCUCGAUCACACAAGUACCUGGGACUCGCAGUUCUGCUAUUUCCUAUCAGAAAAUAAGGACGGCAGCCGAGAGUGGAAAAUGCAGAUCUUCGUGAAAACUCUAACUGGGAAGACCAUAACCCUUGAGGUCGAAUCCAGUGACACCAUAGACAAUGUCAAAGCCAAAAUUCAAGACAAGGAAGGGAUUCCACCGGACCAGCAGAGAUUGAUCUUUGCCGGAAAGCAACUGGAAGAUGGCCGCACUCUCGCAGAUUACAAUAUCCAGAAAGAGUCGACAUUACAUUUGGUUCUGAGGUUGCGUGGUGGGAUUAUCGAGCCAUCCUUGAUGGCAUUGGCUAGAAAGUACAACCAGGACAAGAUGAUUUGUCGAAAGUGUUAUGCACGUCUGCAUCCUCGUGCUGUCAACUGCAGGAAGAAAAAGUGUGGACACAGCAACCAGUUGAGGCCGAAGAAGAAGAUCAAGUAGACGAGAUAUGGAAUUGCUUUUAGAAAGUUACUGUCAAGAGGAUAUCUCAUGCUGCAGCCUGUCUGCAUAUAAGGAUUUUAACAGUUUUAAAAAUUGCAUCUUGGUCAUUAUGGAUCAUCUCGUCUUUUUUGUUUGUUUGGAGAUAUUCGAAUUCUUAGUUAUUUGGAUAUUUUCAGUUAUAAAUGCCAUUUCUCUGUGGUUCUUUACAGAAUAUUGUGGUUUUAUGAUGUAUUUUCAUAUACAUAUGACAAUUUGGUAUUUGAUGUAUGAAGCAAUAAAAAAAUUAUCACA
Molecule: messenger RNA, 863 nt
Organism: Olea europaea var. sylvestris
Lineage: Eukaryota; Viridiplantae; Streptophyta; Magnoliopsida; Lamiales; Oleaceae
Product: ubiquitin-60S ribosomal protein L40
Exons: 5
Coding region: 186-572 (128 amino acids)
Biological process (GO): modification-dependent protein catabolic process; translation; protein ubiquitination
Cellular component (GO): cytoplasm; ribosome; nucleus
Molecular function (GO): ubiquitin protein ligase binding; structural constituent of ribosome; protein tag activity
Source: RefSeq, a predicted model, not a curated record